GUAAAAGCAUAAAAUAUAAGAGCGCAUACUUUUUGUUCUUGCGUGUUGCUGAUGUGCAUUAUUUCAUAUGAUGGUAAAUUUUAGCGAAUAUUCGUCGAAAGAAUGUAGCGAUCCAUUUCUUAAUGGACCAGAAGUCAAUCAACGCUGUGAAAAUUUAUUAUCACAUUGCGCCUUGUACUUGACACUGAUGAACACUAUAGUACAGAACUAUACGCGAGUAACUGGCUCAAAUAAACGCAUAACACCAGUGAAAAAAGUGCUAGAUGUUUACGAUUUUAUUGUUGUCGGAGGUGGUAAUGCCGGGGCAGUGGUGGCCGGAAGGUUGAGUGAAAUAAGAAAUCUAAAAAUAUUAUUACUGGAAGCUGGACCCGACGAGCCGAAUGCAGCCCAGAUACCCAGUAAUUAUGCUCAAUAUUUAGGCAGCGAGCUAGACUGGAGAUAUAAAACAAGAAACGAAACGUAUGCUUGCUUGCGGAAUAAAGGUAUCUGUUUGUGGCCUCGCGGGAAGAACCUCGGGGGAACGACUGUUCAUCACGGUAUGGCUUACCAUCGGGGAAACUCAAAAGACUAUGAAAAAUGGGUGGCAAUGGGAUGCACUGGAUGGUCUUGGGAAGAGGUGAAGCCUUAUUUUUUAAAGUCUGAAGAUAAUCGUGAAAUCAAACGAGUGGGAAAACAACACCAUAGUACCGGUGGGCCAUUACCAGUCGAAAGAUUUCCUUGGCAACCUCAAUUCGCGAGGGACAUCUUAGAAGCUGGCAAAGAAAUAGGCUAUGGAGUAACUGAAGAUAUGGUAGGCGAUAAAAUAACUGGAUUUACAAUAGCGCAAACAAUAACUGAUCACGGCGUGCGCAUCAGCAGCGCCAGAUCGUAUCUCAGCCCAAAUAGAAAUAAAAAUAACUUACACAUUGCUUUAAAUGCCUUAGCCACAAAAAUAAUAUUCCAAGAUAAAAAGGCCGUGGGCGUUCAGUUUAUUCAGAACGACAUAAUACAGGAGGUUCAAUUUAGACGAGAGAUCAUAAUUUCUGGUGGCACUGUAAAUUCACCGCAACUUUUAUUAUUAUCGGGAAUUGGAUCGAAAACUGACCUCAAAAAGCUCGAUAUUCCAGUCGUUCAUGAUCUUCCUGGAGUUGGAAGGAAUUUGCACAAUCACGUGUCUUAUGGUUUAGAUUUUACAAUUCAAUACCCGAACAGUUCGGGCAAUAGUUUCUCCCCGACAGAUCAAUAUCUGGCCAAUCAAACUGGACCGCUAUCUUCUACUGGUCUGGCACAAGUGACAGGAAUAUUGGCGUCUGAAUACACCAGUCCAGAUGAUCCGGAUAUACAAAUGUUUUUUGCUGGCUUUGAAGCUAAUUGUGGGUUAAACGACUCAUCUUCCAUGCGACACGUGCAAUUCAUUCCAGUGAAUUUGCAUACCGAAAGCCGAGGUGAAAUAUCUUUAUUGAGUAAGGAUCCUCUGGAACAUCCUUUCAUACACAGUAAUGAUUUGGAAAAUCUACGAGACGUGAAAGUUCUAAUCUCCGGAAUCCGUAUAGCUCUUUCUCUGGCUGAUUCUCCAACGAUGAAGAAACUUGGCUUAACUCUGACGAGCUCCCCCCUAGCCGAAUGCGCCGAUUUUCCAUUUAAGAGCGAUGAAUAUUGGACCUGCGCAAUUCGUCAAGAAACUCGGACGGAAAACCAUCAAGCUGGAUCGUGCAAGAUGGGACCCGCUACGGACGAAAUGUCAGUCGUUGAUCCGCGACUUCGCGUUCACGGUAUCGAGCGCGUCAGAGUCGUCGAUGCUUCAGUUAUGCCGAGGGUGGUAUCCGGUAAUCCAUCAGCCGCUAUAACGAUGAUAGCUGAACGAGCCGUAGAUUUCAUCAAACAGGAUAACAAUCUUUCUUUGAACGCGUGGUGUUGUUGAAUACUGAACUCUUAUAAUGAAUAAAAAUGUGCGCUAUAAUUUUUUACAGUG
Messenger RNA from Trichogramma pretiosum, 1951 nucleotides. Its product is annotated as glucose dehydrogenase [FAD, quinone]-like. Bases 68 to 1900 code for a protein of 610 amino acids. NCBI's taxonomy places the organism in Eukaryota, Metazoa, Arthropoda, Insecta, Hymenoptera, Trichogrammatidae. The transcript is spliced from 9 exons. Gene Ontology annotation, molecular function: flavin adenine dinucleotide binding; oxidoreductase activity, acting on CH-OH group of donors. The record is from RefSeq and is a predicted model, not a curated record.